Linum trigynum is the source of this 3297-nucleotide messenger RNA. The record is from the annotation of a GenBank genome assembly. Lineage: Eukaryota; Viridiplantae; Streptophyta; Magnoliopsida; Malpighiales; Linaceae.
AUGGCAUCGUCCUCCCGAACAAGGAGCAGCUCUCCAUUCUCACACCGCAAGCCUGCUCCCAGUCCGUACUCUUCCACUUCCUCGGCCUCGUCGUACAUGAGCAGCAGCAACCGGCUUAUGCCCCGCUCCUGCUCGUCCUCUGCUUCUUCUUACUACAACUCCAUUGGCGGCGGCGGCGGCGGAAGUGGUGGUUACAGCGGCGCCCGAUCCAUGACUCCCAGCCGGUCGCAGUCGGAUUCAAUGUACUUAGGUAGUAGCUCCCGCGGCGGUUAUGGUGGAAGUCGUACCCCGGUUCCGGUUGGUUACGGCUCCGAAGAGCUCUUGGCUGCCGAGUCGCUUGAGGCUCCGAGGAGCGGCGAGAGUAUAUCGGUGACGAUUCGGUUCAGGCCGUUGAGCGAGAGGGAGUUUCAAAGAGGCGAUGAAAUUGCUUGGUACGCCGACGGAGAUAAGAUGGUUAGGAAUGAGUACAAUCCAGCUUCCGCUUACGCAUUCGAUAAAGUAUUUGGACCGCAUACAAUUACUCAAGACGUGUAUGAUAUAGCUGCAAAACCAGUGGUCAAGAAUGCAAUGGAAGGAAUCAACGGAACCGUCUUUGCCUAUGGUGUUACAAGUAGUGGGAAGACUUUCACUAUGCAUGGAGAUCAAAGUGCUCCUGGAAUUAUACCUUUGGCAAUAAAGGACGUCUUCAGCAUGAUCCAAGAUACACCAGGAAGAGAAUUUUUGCUGCGGGUUUCAUAUCUCGAAAUUUACAAUGAGGUUAUUAACGACUUACUUGAUCCAACGGGCCAAAAUUUGCGUGUUAGAGAAGAUGCACAGGGUACUUAUGUUGAGGGUAUAAAGGAAGAAGUUGUUUUGUCUCCAGGACAUGCAUUGUCUUUCAUUGCUGCCGGAGAAGAACAUCGCCAUGUAGGUUCAAAUAAUUUCAACCUGUUCAGUAGCCGAAGUCACACCAUAUUCACACUGAUGAUCGAAAGCAGUGCUCAUGGAGAUGAGUAUGACGGUGUGGUUUUCUCUCAACUUAAUUUGAUCGAUCUUGCUGGAUCUGAAAGCUCAAAAACUGAAACAACAGGGUUGAGGAGAAAAGAAGGAGCUUACAUCAAUAAAAGUCUUCUUACUCUUGGAACUGUAAUCGGAAAGCUGAGUGAAGGGAGGGCAUCACAUGUUCCUUAUCGAGAUUCCAAGCUCACCCGCCUCUUGCAGUCUUCACUAAGUGGACACGGACAUGUUUCACUUAUUUGUACAGUUACUCCUGCAUCUAGUAACUUGGAGGAAACACACAACACAUUAAAGUUUGCUAGCAGGGCAAAGCGCGUGGAGAUCUAUGCCUCACGUAACAAGAUUAUUGAUGAGAAGUCGCUAAUUAAGAAGUAUCAAAGAGAAAUUUCGACUCUCAAAGAGGAACUUGAUCAAUUAAGAAGUGGGAUGGUUGUUGGUGUGAGUCAUGAGGAGAUUCUGAGCUUAAAACAAAAGUUGGAAGAAGGACAAGUAAAGAUGCAAUCCAGAUUGGAAGAAGAAGAGGAAGCGAAGGCUGCUCUCAUGAGUAGAAUCCAGAGGUUGACCAAACUAAUUCUGGUCUCUACAAAGAACUCAAUUCCCGGAUUGGGUGAUGUUCCAGCUCAUCACCGGAGUCUCUCAGAUGAUAAACUGGAUGUUCUGCGGGAUGGCACUUUACUCAUGGACAGCGAGAACAAGAACUCUCCAUCUUCAGUGAAUGCAAUGUCCUCGGAUCUAUCUCAUGAAUCCAAGCUUAGAAGAUCAUCCAGCAAGUGGAAUGAAGAGCUUUCUCCUGGCUGCAGUGCCGUUGCUGCUGAAUCAACUGCUGGUGGACUUGUGAGUUCUUCAAUAUUGGCAACAGAACUGACUCAAGAUCAGAUGGACCUUCUAGUUGAACAGGUCAAGAUGCUUGCUGGAGAGAUUGCGCUCGGUACAAGCACUAUGAAGCGCUUAGUGGAGCAAUCUGUGACUGAUCCUGAAAACUCAAAACCUCAAAUCCAGAAUUUGGAACGUGAGAUCCAAGAAAAGAGAAGGCAAAUGAGAGCCUUAGAACAGCGCAUUAUUGAGAGUGGUGAGGCUUCAAUUGCCAAUGGAUCAUUGGUUGACAUGCAGCAGACAGUCAUGCGAUUGAUGACUCAGCAUAAUGAAAAGGCUUUUGAGCUCGAGAUAAAAUCAGCGGACAACCGCAUCCUCCAAGAGCAAUUGCAGAAUAAGUGUUUGGAGAACAAGGAAUUGCAAGAGAAGGUGAAUCUUCUUGAGCAGCAUUUGGCAUCACUAUCUGGUGAUAAUUCAUCACUGCCUUCUAGUCAAUCGGUGCCUGAAGAAUUUGUUGAUGAACUGAAGAAGAAAAUUCAGUCACAGGAGAUUUCAAAUGAAAAGUUAAAGAUACAUCAGGUUCAGCUUUCAGAGGACAACAGUGGGUUACGUGUCCAAAACCAGAAGCUUGCUGAAGAAGCUUCUUAUGCCAAGGAACUUGCAUCUGCUGCCGCAGUCGAGCUAAAAAAUCUGGCUGGUGAAGUUACUAAAUUAUCCUUGCAGAACGCUAAAUUAGAAAAGGAAUUGUUGGCUGCUCGUGAGUCAUUGCAUUCUAGAGGUGCUGCACAAAAUGGUGGAGGACGUAACGGAUUAAGAUCAGGGAGGAAGGGGCGGUUCUCCUCUGGCAGGGGCCCAAAUGAAAUGGCACUGCACUCCGAUGACUUCGAUUCAUGGGAUCUUGAUCCAAAUGAUAUGAGGAUGGAAUUGCAGGCAAGGAAACAGCGAGAGGCAGCUCUUGAGGCUGCCUUAGCUGAGAAGGAAAUCAUAGAACAUGAAUACAGGAAAAGGGCGGAUGAAGCAAGGCGAAGGGAAGAAUCUCUGGAAAAUGACUUGGCAAACAUGUGGGUGCUUGUUGCUAAGCUGAAGAAGGAUGGAGGAAAUGUCCCCGAGUUGAGUACAGAUGAGAGGCCUAUCGACACAGGAAAUCGUUUGGGUGAGCCAGAGUCAAAUGGGUUUGAUGAUGGUUCUGUCCUAAAAGAAAGACAAGUUAUUGAUGAUCCAAAGCCAGCUGAUGAAAUGCCAAAGGAAGAGCCACUGGUUCUUCGUUUGAAGGCACGGAUGCAAGAGAUGAAGGAAAAAGAACUCAAACACAAUGGAAAUGGAGAUGCGAAUUCACAUAUCUGUAAAGUAUGUUUUGAAUCAGCCACUGCAGCCAUUCUUCUUCCAUGCCGACAUUUUUGUUUGUGUAAAUCCUGCUCCCUUGCUUGUACGGAGUGCCCAAUCUGCCGAACAAAGAUUGCAGAUAGGCUUUUUGCAUUUACUUCUUGA